Molecule: messenger RNA, 1671 nt
Organism: Archocentrus centrarchus (flier cichlid)
Lineage: Eukaryota; Metazoa; Chordata; Actinopteri; Cichliformes; Cichlidae
Gene: mapkapk3
Product: MAPK activated protein kinase 3
Exons: 10
Coding region: 1-1245 (414 amino acids)
Biological process (GO): protein phosphorylation
Molecular function (GO): ATP binding; protein kinase activity
Source: RefSeq, a predicted model, not a curated record
AUGCUGCAAAAUGGAAAAGGAAAGGAACAAGCUCCCCAACCGCCAAGUGCUGCCGAGGCAGAGUCGGACUCCCCGGCUCCCCGGCCCCGGGACAAACAGCAGCAGCAGCAGCCGGCAGAGCCCCCAGCCGCCGACCAGAAGGACGCCGAGUCCACACACUUCCCCAUGCCCGCUUAUCCCAAAUUGGACAUAAAACGAAACGCAGUAACGGACGAUUAUAGGGUCUCCAGCCAGGUUCUGGGCUUGGGGAUCAACGGCAAAGUCCUGGAGUGUUUUAAUAAGAAAACUGGAGAGAAGUGCGCGCUGAAGAUUCUCUAUGAUAGUCCCAAAGCAAGACGAGAGGUGGAGCUUCACUGGCGGGUGUCAGGAGGGCCGUACAUCGUUCGCAUCCUGAGCCUGUAUGAGAACAUGUAUCAUGGGAAGAAGUGUCUGCUCAUCAUCAUGGAGUGCAUGGAGGGAGGAGAGCUGUUCAGCAGAAUCCAGGUGAGAGGAGACCAGGCGUUCACUGAAAAAGAGGCAUCUGAGAUUAUGAAGGACAUCGGCACGGCCAUCGAGUUUCUCCACAACAUUAACAUUGCACACAGAGACAUCAAGCCAGAGAACCUGUUGUACACAUGCAAAGAGAGAAAUGCAAUCCUCAAACUGACAGACUUUGGCUUUGCAAAAGAGACCACACUGCACAAUCCCUUGCAGACCCCUUGUUAUACCCCGUACUAUGUGGCUCCUGAGGUUCUGGGUCCAGAGAAGUAUGACAAGUCAUGUGACAUGUGGUCUCUGGGCGUCAUCAUGUACAUCCUAUUGUGCGGCUUCCCUCCAUUUUACUCGAACACAGGCCAAGCCAUUUCUCCUGGGAUGAAGAGGAGGAUUAGGAUGGGCCAGUAUGAAUUCCCUAAGCCCGAGUGGUCGGAGGUGUCACAGGAAGCAAAAGAUUUGAUCCACCAGCUACUGAAGACAGACCCAAACGAGAGAAUGACCAUCACUCAGUUUAUGAACCACCCCUGGAUCAAUCAGUCCAUGAUGGUUCCUUCCACGCCGCUGCACACCACACGGGUCCUGACAGAAGACAGAGAGAUGUGGGAGGAUGUGAAGGAAGAGAUGACCAGCGCUUUGGCGACCAUGCGUGUGGACUAUGACCAGGUGAAAAUCAAAGAUCUUGACACCUCCAGCAACCCUCUGCUCAACAAAAGGCGCAAGAAGGCCGCUGCAGGGGCCAAGGGUGGAUCCACCGUUUGCCAAAGUCAGUGAAAAUAACAACUUCGGUGGAAGAUUCAAGAGCUGCUUUAGACUUCUGAGAGACUCGACUUCAAGCAAGUGUGCUCUGAAAUAAGAGACAAUAAGAACACUGGCGUUAAAGCUGGAUAUUUUUGGGACAUGGAGACAUGAUAUCAUAUUUGUUUUCACCGCAGGGCUCUCUGUUUUUGAUUAUUUUAUGUACUAAUGUAAAUUUGGGGUCUGCCUGUUUGUAAGAGAACCUGUGUGUAGAAAUGAGGUAUUUGUAGUGGUAUGUGUUGCGUAUUUGAAUGCUGGAUUACCUGUUUUAUGGUGUAACUAUGCAGAUGUGUGCAGAUGGCACACAGAGAAACCAACUGUGGACAUAAUGUGAAACUAAAAUGCUCAUUAUUGUCUGUGUUGUCUUAAUAUGAUCUUUAUUUUGUUGCCUUUGUUUUAGGA